Messenger RNA from Saccharomyces eubayanus, 1644 nucleotides. It is a transcript of the gene HRD1, whose product is annotated as E3 ubiquitin-protein ligase HRD1. Gene Ontology annotation, cellular component: cytoplasm. The record is from RefSeq and is a predicted model, not a curated record. The coding region runs from base 1 to 1644 and encodes 547 amino acids. The transcript has a single exon. NCBI's taxonomy places the organism in Eukaryota, Fungi, Ascomycota, Saccharomycetes, Saccharomycetales, Saccharomycetaceae.
AUGGUGCCUGAGAAUAGAAGGAAACAGCUCGUUGUAUUCAUAGUCGUCACUUAUUUGUUGACAUUCUAUUGUAUAUACUCUGCUACCAAGACAAGUGUAUCCUUUUUGCAGGUAACGUUAAAACUAAAUGAAGGUUUUAAUCUAAUGGUUUUAUCAAUAUUCAUCCUAUUGAACUCUACUUUGCUAUGGCAGCUGUUGACGAAAUUGCUAUUUGGCGAAUUAAGGCUCAUUGAGCACGAGCAUAUAUUUGAAAGGUUACCGUUUACCAUCAUAAACACUUUGUUCAUGUCUUCGAUGUUCCACGAAAGAUACUUUUUCACAGUGGCAUUCUUCGGAUUAUUAUUACUAUAUUUGAAAGUGUUCCAUUGGAUCAUAAAGGAUAGGUUGGAAGCUUUAUUACAAUCCAUUAACGAUUCCACCACGAUGAAAACCCUUAUCUUUAGUAGAUUCUCAUUCAACCUCGUGCUAUUGGCGCUCGCAGAUUACCAGAUCAUAACACGUUGCAUUUCAUCCAUAUACACAAACAAAAAUAUCGAUGUCGUCUCCACCUCCCUCUAUCUGAUGCAAGUGAUGGAAUUUACCAUGCUCUUGAUUGACUUGCUCAAUUUAUUCCUACAAACUUCUUUGAACUUCUGGGAAUUUUAUCGUUCACAACAGAGCCAAUCUACUGAAAACAACCAUGUUGUCCAGGAUGGACUCGAAGACGAAGUUGAUUCUGGAGAGCCCCAUGCAGUGCUGGAUAAUGAUGAUGACGAAGACGAUGACGACGAUAGACAAUUCACCGGUUUGGAAGGUAAAUUUAUGUAUGAAAAGGCAAUUGACGUUUUCACAAGAUUCUUGAAAACGGCACUGCAUCUAUCAAUGUUAAUACCAUUUAGAAUGCCAAUGAUGCUUCUGAAGGAUGUCGUAUGGGAUGUCUUGGCAUUAUACCAAAGUGCUACGACUCUGUGGAAAAUAUGGAGAAACAAUAAACAACUGGACGAUACUCUUAUCACUGUCACCGUAGAACAAUUGCAAAAUUCCGCAAAUGAAGAUAACAUUUGUAUCAUUUGUAUGGAUGAACUAAUUCAUUCCCCGAACCAACAAACGUGGAAAAAUAAAAACAAGAAACCAAAGAGGUUACCUUGUGGCCAUAUACUCCACUUGUCAUGCUUAAAAAACUGGAUGGAACGUUCUCAAACCUGUCCUAUAUGUAGAUUGCCUGUCUUUGAUGAAAAAGGUAACGUCGUUCAAACCACUUUUACGUCCAACUCCACCACAACCGCUACCACUAGCACAACAACGACAGCAAGGACGACAGCAAAUCAAUAUGUAUCUACAAAUGAGACAGAGUUAAUUCCUACCAGGACAAUUUCUCAUGAUGUGGGAAUAGCGUCUAGUCAGAACAUGAAUAUGUCAGCAUCAAUGCCAGCGUCAUCCAACACGUGGUAUACGUUCCCACUGCAACAAACCGAUAAUACUUCCGGCGAAUCAAAAUGUUCCACCUAUGAAUUUUUGAUAUCCAAUUCAAAUGAAAAGGAAAAUAGUAUUCCAGUAAAACUAACAGUAGAAAGCCACGAACCAAACUCUGAGCAAGGACGGGAAGAAGAACAAGGUGCUCAGAGGAGAAUUGUCAUACCAGAUCAUUUUAUCCAGCAUAUUUAG